UUAACAGUCUACUAAAGUUCUAUAGCUAAUUCUUUAUUAGAGUGCUGUUUGCCUAAUCGUAGUUCUACUCGUAUAAUUAUCACCCGAUCAAGUUAGGACUUCUUUAAAGAUAUGACAAGUACGUUCUCGAUCGAUUGCAUUUGAAGUUACAGGGCCACCUGUCCGUGUGCGGUCACGGCCUCACGGCUCACUGCAAAACUGGACCGUGAUCAAAGGAUUGUGGCGGAGUCCCCGAAAGAAUUGAAGGUUGUCCUAUCGUCAAUUUUAAGUGUCAUCUUCUGGAACAUGAUUUCUGGCUCUUCGGUGUCACACACCCCUAUAUGAAUAUAGCACUGAAAGACAUAUUACGAAAUUUAAAAAAAUCCAAAAUUAUGGGAUAUGAAACAUGGGUGCCUGUUAUACACCCAUGUUUAGUUCUGUGGGGAAUGGGUGUCCAUGGUAAUGUCAGUAAAAAAGAGAAAAAAUUGUAUGUAUAGAAGAGAAAAACUAGAUGUAACAUAUGCUGGACUGUAAUUCCUGCGCUACGGAUACCACGGGCACCCAUUCCCCACAAAAAUGAGCACAUGUGUACAAUGGGCACGGUGGUUUCAUAUCCCAGAAUUUCAGAUUUUUUAAAUUCCUGAUAUAUUUAAUGCUAUUGUCAUAUAGGGGUGCAUGGCAUCCGGGUGCUCCAAUACAUUUCCCGUCAUCUUAUCCCUUAUAUGACCUGCAUGUUUCCGUUCUUUUAAAGGGAAAACAAUAGGUAGUUCUUUUUAAACUAUAGGUUGUUGAUUGGUCUAAGACAAUACUAUAAAAAUGUAUCCCUGCAAACGGUAAGGAAGUACAAUUAUAAGGAGAACCAACAGAAACUAAAUAUGACGUUACAGAAUUUGCAACAAGCCUUCCAACUUUAAUUGUUUGAUCAUGUCACAAUUACUAUAGCCGUAGAGCGGAGUCUUUGGACCCGCCCCCAUCUGAUCCCUAAAUCUUCAAAUCUAUCCCCAUCUGAUCGCAAAAUCUCGAUGUUCAAAUUUGAUACAUUGCUCGUUGUUGUUCUGAAUGGUAGUCUAUUUCCAGAAGGAAUCUUGUAUUUUAUCAUACUCAAUCAUAUCGGACUGCCAUCUACGGAACUUAGAUAUAUGUGAAACUUAGAUAAGUUGCAAAGAUGACAACCUCCAACAUGCACAUAUCUCAAUGUAGUUGGAGUGCAGCUAGGAUCUUGGCUAUAUCUAACCCAGUUUUCCAAAUUGCAUUUCUUACAAUUGGUAUGGUAUUUUACGUUACAGAUUAGUUCUCACAACUUUGAUAGCAAAAUGAAAUUGCAAGUGUACUUGUAGGUUCUAUAAAGAAGUGAGUAUGUAUUGUGACCUAUAUAUCGAAUAAUUUAUGGCAAUAAUGUUAGACCAAAUACAAUACAUUUUUUCCAAGAGGGGGUUAAAAACAACUGCCUUUGUAUCAUGUUGAUGCACAUAGCAGAAAAAACCAUACCUUACAACUCAACGGAGUUUCACCAUGCUAAGCCGACAAGGGGACUAAGUGGGCAACUAGGAUAAAACAUUAACCUACAUAUCUUCAUCCUAGUUAUAUUUUUUUCAACUUACAAUUGAUUUUUUAUGUAUCAAUUCAAAUACUUUGCAAUUACCCGGGUUCAAAUUCAUUAUAAUCACAUAGUGCGUGAGAAGGCUGGGAAGUGGUUUGGUUUUACUGUCCCAAGUUGGUUUUACUGUUCUCAAAAAAAAAGUUGGAGAGUUACUUAAUGGCUCCAUUCAAUAGUUUUAUAUUGUACUCCUUAGGCCCAAAAAAGACGAGGUUCCGAACAUUAACAUGGCCGUUUGAACAUAAUGUUUACCAUUAGUUUGUAGUCGCUCUAUCCCAUAAUAUAAUGCGCAUUGAUUUUCAUGAAAGUCAAGCUUCGGAAAUUUGGACCAAGUUUAAGAGGAAAUUGUCUAUACCUGCAAUAUCAAAUAUAUACUAUAUGAAAAUACAUUUCAUGAUGAAUCUAAUAGUAUUGAUUUCAUAUUCUUGAUGGUGAUAAAAAAAUUACAUUUUUGUCAAAAUUUAUGAAGUUUGAUUUUUAAAAAUCUAAUACGCAUUAUAUUUUGGGAUGAAAGAAGUAUUUGGUAUAGUUAUAAAACUUGUGUUCAAAUAAAAGUUAUCUUAUAGAAGCAUUUUGGGGACAAAUUUCAUAAUACUUUCAUACAUUGAAUCAAAAUAGUAUACUCCCUCCGUUCAUAAAUAUAAAAUGUUCUAACUUUUUUCUGGAUAAGAUAUAUCUAAACAUGUUUUAGUAUAUUUGUUCACUCAUUUCAGUUCGUAUGUAGUCUAUAUUGAAAUAUUCAAAACAUAGUAUAUUUGUGAACAGAGGAGUAGAGUUUUUUGGGUGGUAAUCAUUUAAGUUGGGCCAAAAACAUGUCAAAACACCAAGUUUUUUUCGACGAUAGGGAAUGUAGCACUAGUGGGUGUUUGGUUGGGCAGAAACUUUGUCUGAGAGGCUAGUAUGCGGUGUGAGUGUUGUGUUUUUAUCCAAAGCAAAAGAACUACAACGUCAACUCCAAAGAAUAUAAUGUUACACCAUGUAAGAUGCGGUGCUUAAUGCUGGACAACAUCGUUACAUGUGCACACUUCAGAAUUUACACAGGAUGGCAUAUAAUUUGCCUAGACACACUAAGAGCAAGUAAAAUAGCAAACUUAUAGCCAACUUACAUGGUCAUUUUGUCUAUGUGGAGGAGAUAGACAUGCAAAAGUGAGGGAAGCGCGCUCUCAUGCUAGUCUAACUAUAUACGCGCUCCUAGGCAGAUACAACAAAUAUGAAGAAAGCGAUAGUGAGAAUAUGAGAAAACAUACUACUUUUGUAGUCAACUUUUUAGCUAACCUUAUUGUGUGAGUGACUAUAAGUGAUGACUAUAUAUGACAUGGCAAUGUCAUAUAGUCAGCAGUUGACUGCACCAUUAACCAUGCUCUAAGGCGUAUAGCUUAGCGUCAUGGCGAGACCGGACAUGAUCCAUUUGAGAUCAGGUUUGUAGUUAUGUAGGAUUACGCGAUGCACAGUGGCACUCCACUCUAAUAAGUUGCAUACCAUUGCGACCAGUUGGACGAUUGGCGCGGCCUCCAUCUUCUCCAUAGGACCGAGGCUGUUCGAGGGUCUCGUCGGACCCGGCGCCGAUGCACCUCUGCUUGAUCGGCUGUAACCUCCCCGGGGUCCUUAGGAGACCUUGGGAUGAUGGGGCUAGCCGGUGAGUUAAUGUCGACACGGCCUGCCUCCUUAGCGAUGAAUGUGAAGGAGCCAAAGGUUAGGCUCUCUCCCGGCGGAAGGCCGUCGGAAGCAGAAAAUAUUCGAUCCAAGAUCGGUCUCCAGCCAGCACCGCCCAUGCCUGGCGCGCUAACUAGUGCAAAAUAGCGCCAGUUUCCUCGGUAUGGGUCCAAGCGCAGCUGGAAGCCCUGAAUCGGAGGUCACGCCAGGGGUUUAUCCAGGUUCGGGCCUCCGAAGAGUAAUACCCUAUGUUCUGCUGGAUUUUAUUAUUCAUGGUGGAGGGAUACCUCGUGCGAGGGGUUACAAUGGUGUAUGAGAUUGCUACCGAGAGUUUUCUACCUGUGGAUAGAUGAUGAGGAGGACCCUAGGCCUCCCUUUAUCUAGACAUGAGAGAUCUAAGGUUUACAUGGCGGCAGAUGCGAUCUGGGGCACUGCCGCCCUCUAAUAUUGGAGGCCACGAAGGUCUUCGUCGCCUUCUAGGGUUUGCUCCUUGUAAUGGGCCUAGUGGGCCCCUUAUAGUUCAUGAGGCCGGGCUCCGUGGUGCUUAGCCACCCCCGAUACAGGACCCCAUCAGUUGCCAUCACUCAAAAGUGGGAUGGUCGCAGAGGAUCCACCAGCGACGGUGGCAGCUAAGCGCCUCCUCCUUGCCUUUGACAUGGUCGUGAGGAGGGGAAGUGGUGGGAGAAAAUUUGGUGUCGUGCUCGCUCGAGGCACUCGCAAGAGCGCAAAAACGGUGAGAGAAAGGAAAAGCAGCCAAAAUGGGGCAAAACUAAUCCUCUCCCACGGUGUGCCUUUAAAUAAGCGAGCGGAGGUGAAACGGUUGGCCUUGAAAUCUCACUAGUAAUGGGAUUUAAAACCCACUAUUGUCAAAUCAUCCACCACAUGGAAUCAAAUCCCGCGUUGUCAUAGGAGUAACCGCCCGAACCAUGCGCGGUAAUUGAGGCAACGUCAUUACUUCGUGGUUUCACCCACAUGCCACGUACAGCCGACUACUACGACUACAGUCCAUCAUGUGCACGUUUUGCAUGGGACCCAAGGUGAUCACACCUCGGUAUAGUGGCACGCGGCGUAACCACUCGAUGAUCCGCACUUAAUGCGCGCAGCCGAUGGGACAUUACGGUCAAAUAUUCCGUUUGACGACUGUCACCCUUCGCGUUGCCUAUGGUUCGAGUUUGACUAAAGCUUGACCAUGUUAGGUGUCACAUCAUGCAGUGGGCGAACCAAGAGAGGGGUACCAAGUACCUCACCAAGCAGUUCUAGGUUUGCACUUGGUGCUCUACCAGACUCGUUCAUACUCGGACAUUCAUUUUCGUUGAGAAAAAAGAGCCAAUGACUACCUCUCACAAGUCAUAGCUCACUCGAGACGCCAAGCAUUAUACGGAUUCGGCAACCCCUGUGGCACUAGUUGGUCCCCUAACCAAAUGCCCAAGUCCGAUGGCUAAGUUCUGAAGAUGUGGAUCGGCGCACCUCUUCGGGUUCACAAACUGGCAAUGACCCACUAGGAUAAGACCAUGUGUUCUUCGACAUCACUCGAAAUCCAUGAUAUGCUCUCUGACGAGCCACAAGCCAGGCUCCCCGCUAAGCAUGUAGGGUAUUAAUGAGUGUGAUACUUAAAAUUGCUUUUAGGUAACCUUUUCGAUACGCUUCGAGUCCAUCAAGGCCUCGACUCAGUCGGCCAAAUGACUAUCACAGUUAGUUCCCACCAAAAACUUUCCUCAUCCAAGGAGUCGGCGCCAUCCCAGAGAUCUUGAAGGACUCGGGGUUCACUGGCGACGGGAUCCCCCAGGGUAGGCCCAUGACCAGGAUUCGACCCAGCUGGCUCAAACGCCCUGAGUUUUUGCGAGGAGAUUCACUCGGCUGGCCCGAUAUCGAUCAACCCAGUUGACAUAACAACCAAAUCCCAAUCGUAAGAGAAGCACGACGUCCAUCAGACUGACUCAGAUGUGGUCACUCAAGACACCCAUUGUAUGUGAAGAAUCCAGGUACGAGAAUUCGCAUGGUGUAGGUUUGAUAGAUUGUCUACACAAAAAUCUCAAACCAUGAAUAUUGCCUCAAAAACCCCACGACAUUGGUGACAUGGACAAUUUUACCUAUCAGCUACAACGACAUGACCUCGCAAAAAAAAAAACUACAACGACAUGAACCUUUGAAUGAUACUCCUAUACAUCCAACAAAAAAAAAAGAAUGAUACUCCUAUACACUUUUUAACCGUAGUUAUUGUUUACCCUGGCAGAAGUUUGUCGGAUUUCAACCUUUGAAUGAUGUUCCUAUAGGUCUGUCUCCGGCUCCCUAUUUUCUCCCACCUACCACCUUAAUUAUCUUCCACAGCUUGAUCCCGUUCCUUCCUCUCAUCCCCAUAUAUUCCUCCGUCACCGAUCAAUCUCCUGUAAACCCGCAGUUGCACUAGCGCGGUGCGACUGCCAAGAGCCCACGACUGGCACCACCCACCUUUUCAUCGUCUCUCCUAUCCCGAGCACUUCGCCAUUUGUAGCAGCAAGACACCAUCAGAAAGGCAAGUUGGUGAAGCUUGCACAGAUACAGUGUCCGUGCGGUGCGGACAUAGGAAACAGGAGAUGGUCUUCCACGCCAUUCUCCCCAAGAUAGCCGUCCACUGGCUCAUCAACUUGUACCGCGCGGCCAGGAAGCUCCGCAGCAAUGCCUUCCAGUACUGUCGUGACUCCACCAGCAGCACCAAGCCAUCCACCGAAGCCAUCUCCAGCUCCGAGCGCACCAUGCCGUCCGCUGCUGAUAGGACGGUGGUGUGCGACUUCCACGGCGGGCUCCUGAGGUCCACCGGCAUCUUCCCCUACUUCAUGCUCGUCGCCUUCGAGGGCGGCAGCCUGCUCCGGGCGCUGGUGCUGCUCUGCUUCUUCCCCCUUGUAUGGAUACUCGGCGAGCGCUCCGACGCCGGCGUCCGGGUCAUGACGUUCGUCACCUUCGUCGGGCUCAGGCCACGGGACACUGACCUCGUGGCCCGCGCCAUCCUGCCAAAGUUCUACAUGGAGAGGCUCCACGCGCAGGUGUACGACCACCUGUGGCUGCCGGCGAAGAGGAAGGUGGCGUUGACGAGCACUCCGAGGGUAAUGGCGGAGUGCUUCCUCAAAGAGUACAUGGCCGCCAACGUGGUUGCCGGGUGCGAACUCCAGAUGGUUGAGGUAGGGCGCGUGUGGUACUUCACCGGGCUGCUGUGCGGGACAGGGCCAGGCCCGGGCUUGAGGCAGAAGACGCUGAGGGAGGCGUUCGAAGCGGACGGCAACAUGGCCGACGUUGGCGUCGUCCGGGGCUCCAACCCACUCGACCAACUCUGUGCCCCCUACUGCAAGGAGCUUUACGUCGUCAGCUGGGAGAGUGCCAAGACCGCCCGUCUGCCGCGCGAGAGGUACCCGAAGCCGCUCAUCUUCCACGACGGACGUCUCGCCUUUCUGCCCACCGCCCCCGCCAUGCUCGCCUUCUUCCUAUUUUUGCCGCUCGGUUUUAUACUCUCCGUCAUCCGCAUCUCCAUUGGCAUCGUCCUGCCAUACAACAUCAGCUUUGCAGCCAGCGCGUUGGCUGGAGUCUGCUUCCGCACCUCCGGCCGCCGCGUCCAGGAGGCCGGCGCCAAGCGCAGGGGCGUCCUGUUUGUGUGCACGCACCGGACACUGGUGGACCCGAUCAUGCUAACCGCCGCGCUGCAGAAGCCCGUGCCAGCCGUGACGUACAGCCUCAGCCGGCUCUCCGAGAUCAUCGCCCCCAUCAAGACCGUGCGGCUGACGCGCGACCGCGACCACGACGCCGCCAUGAUGUCGCGGCUGCUGGAGCAGGGAGACCUCGCGGUCUGCCCCGAGGGCACCACCUGCCGCGAGCCCUACCUGCUGCGGUUCAGCCCGCUGUUCGCCGAGCUGGCCGACGACAUGGAGCCCGUGGCGCUGGACGCGCAGGUGACGUCGCUGUAUGGCACGACGGCCAGCGGCCACAAGUGGCUCGACCCCUUGGCGUUCUUCGCCAACCCGGUGCCUGCGUACCGGGUGGAGUUCCUGGGCCCCGUGCCACGGGAUCAGACGCGCGCAGGGGGGAGGACCAGCGCCGAGGUAGCCAACUGGGUCCAGCGGCGGCUCGGCGAGGCGCUUGGGUUCGAAUGCACCGGGCUUAGUCGCCGUGACAAGUACAUCAUGCUCGCCGGGAACGACGGUGUGGUCCGCAAGUAGAGGACUCGCGCAGCAGCUGAGCGUGUUCUGAAGAUACACGCGUCCUGCAAAUCAAAAUUCGCCAAAUAUUAGUUACUCCUAUGUAAUGUAAUCCGUUCGAGGAGUAGUGGAUCUAUUGAGUUUUCUCUUACUUCGUGUGUUGACAAAAACUGGUUUGCUGCCAGAGUCGAUAAAUAAACCACUGUAAUGAAAUCUAAUCAAACUACGACGCCUUGUUGUUAAGGGCAUUUCUAA
Molecule: messenger RNA, 7647 nt
Organism: Aegilops tauschii subsp. strangulata
Lineage: Eukaryota; Viridiplantae; Streptophyta; Magnoliopsida; Poales; Poaceae
Product: glycerol-3-phosphate acyltransferase 1
Biological process (GO): cutin biosynthetic process
Cellular component (GO): membrane
Molecular function (GO): glycerol-3-phosphate 2-O-acyltransferase activity; phosphatase activity
Source: RefSeq, a predicted model, not a curated record